Malus domestica (apple) is the source of this 366-nucleotide messenger RNA. The record is from RefSeq and is a predicted model, not a curated record. NCBI's taxonomy places the organism in Eukaryota, Viridiplantae, Streptophyta, Magnoliopsida, Rosales, Rosaceae.
AUGAGGUUCACGAGCAAUGCCACGAGAAAAGGGUAUUGGUCGAGAGUUCCUGUCAGCUGGUUUUUAUCCUUGGGAUGGGAAGAUUCUCCGUUGACCUCUCCAUCAACACCAACGACGACAUUAAUUUUCGUCGACAACCACGCCCAGCACGACUCCGUCAAGCAGAAGGAGGCUAAGAACGACAAGUGGCACAGGGUGGAGAGGAGCAGCGGCAAGUUCAUAAGGAGGUUCAGGCUGCCGGAGAACGCGAAGAUUGAUCAGGUGAAAGCAGCGAUGGAGAAUGGGGUGCUGACUGUGACUGUGUGUAAAGAGGAAAAGAGAAGAAAGACAAGUCCAUGCCCCCGCCAUCUGCAAUCUGCAAAGUAA